Messenger RNA from Aplysia californica (California sea hare), 3253 nucleotides. RefSeq lists its product as uncharacterized. The record is from RefSeq and is a predicted model, not a curated record. NCBI's taxonomy places the organism in Eukaryota, Metazoa, Mollusca, Gastropoda, Aplysiida, Aplysiidae.
UUGUCACUCAGUGUGAUAUCAGUCUAUGUUUUAAGUGCCACCGUGGACAUAUCAACACCCCUCUUGUUGACUAUCAGCUAACAAUAUUCUUUCCGGGCGUUCUUGCCUAAGGUUGUGUGAUUCUGUCUGUGGCUCGGUUCGCUCAACACGACGAGUGAACAGCCAAACCCAACUGUCUUGAAGAUCCAUCCAGGGUGAGAGGUUAUAAGACACUAGAUGCGAGGAACGUUAGUGUGUGUUUACCCCUGCUACUACAGUAUUAAUUGACGCACUCUGGACAAGACUGGCCGGUUCCAGAGGAGCUGAGUCAACAGAAAUAGCAGGGAGAUUUUAUUUUGUUUCACGGAAACUUGAAGAGGCCUCGUGCUUCUGACAUCAUGGUUUCAGGGAUGCAACUGUUCCUUUGCUUGGUGUGUUUGGCCAUGGUGCAUGGUACUCCGUACUGUACGGUUGGACCUGGAUCAGGAAAGUCCAUGCCCACGAUGAAGGAGAUGUCGUUCCGGACAGAGAUCGCCGGCAAGAAUAUCGCCAAGCGCUACUCCGUGUACAUCCGAGAAACAGUAGAUAUAGACGCGAAGAGGCAAGCCGCCCACUGGCGCUCCCCGCAGCAAGACGUCACUCUCAUCACAGACGGCGUGAAACGUCAGACAAUAGUUGUCUCUAACUCGGCUUGUAACGUUCUGAAUGGUGACAACUACAAUGGGCUUCAGCUGAACACCAAUGACGGCAACAACUUCUUUACUACCAAUGAUAUUCUGCAGCUCGGUGGCAAUACGCGCCUGGUUGGACCAUGCCUGGAGGACUACCCGCCCCCAUCCCUAUCCGUUAUAAAAUGGUGGGCAAAAAGAUCACAAACGGCACGCAGGAAGACAUCAACACAAUCUACGACUACUUCAACUUUGAGCUGCUCGACAAGAAUCGUUAUGAAGAGGAAUUUCAAAUUCCGGCUGGAGUAUUCUGCCCAGGCCUGACCUCCACCCAAAAACCUCCCACGUUUACCUCUUCUGUCGUGUCGUACAUGUCGGAGUUAAGCUAUGAUGGCCACCACGGAGACUCACUUUUGAAGGUAAUCUACGACACGGAUGACAAGCUUUCUCGGGAAGACAAUCUAAACCUCUAUCGCGACUUCUAUCAUCGCCCGUCGGUAUACUCGAGUAUACGGGAUUACAAUGAAGGUGUCGCAUACACGAUCAGCCCAGACGGCAGUUGCACGUCCUUUAUGUUCAAUCAGCUGGCCAAACUUGAGGGCAACGACUCUUUGCCCUACCUUGACAACGGCGAGUCAACAAACCAAAAUGGCUACAUCCAAAUGGAGUCUGUCCGGGCUUUCUUCCACGCAGACGGGGAUAACUUCAACUACGAUAGUGCGGUGGAGGUUCGAGGCUUGAAGUGUGAUAGGUUCACUAAAAACUACAAAGCCUUAGACAAUAGGGAUGCUCAGAUCCAGCUUUAUUUCACAAAGAACCAGACCGCACAGAGCUUUCGUCCAAGCUCUACCCAGGAUGUGCUCAUCCGGAAGGUCACUGUGGACUACUACAGAAAGAGAAUAGAGGAUAUUUACAAGUUUACGAAUGCGCCUACGGUCAAUCAGAACCCGUUCGACAUUCGCAGCUGCUACAACGACACCGAAAAGCGUAACUUCCGCAUGGAGAUGAAAGGUACCGGAUACUUUACUCGUGAAAAUAAGUACAUGUUGGGUAGUCUACUGGCCCAAAAAUUGACUGGUCUCGUGGGAAUCAGCCGAGCUCGACUCCACUGGGACUCGAUCGUCGAAGAAAAAGGCGUCGCAACCAUCAUGGGUACACUGUUAGACCGGGGUCCGGACAGAGAUAACUACGGCAAAGCGACAGGCAAGACUGUGGAUAUGACCAAACUGCCAAUAUCCGACCAGGCCAAGAAGACGGUGCGGCCCUCUCCUGGACGACCGCCAAUUCAUAGCCCGCAGGAAUGCGCUAGGACGUGUAACCAGGCCGGAUCGGGUUGGUACGAUCCAGUAAGACAGUGCGAUAGCUUUGACUAUUGUCCGGGACAGUGCACCUUUUAUUGGGACCACCACGACCUUGACGUACAGCAAAACUACUACCUGAAAAACACAACUGGAUGUGAUCACUACCACAAGUUGGUUAACGUCCGUCCUGAGCCAACCCUCGAUGAAGCUUGGAAAGCCAUCUCGGAUGCAGUCUUCAACGCAGAAGUCUCUAUCACAAUUAAAUCCGAAAACCGUUUUAGCAGACCUUCUGUCUGGUCAGCAUACAGCAUCGUGGAUCUUAAACGGGUGAACUAUGCUGGGUUUCCAGGCACGUAUUUGAGCGAGUUCACCAAGUUUCCAGGCAAGUCAGUUCUCUCCAAGAAAGCCGUGGAAACGUUCACUCAAGUGACCGACCCGAACGAUUGCGCACGCAAGUGCAAGCAAACAAAAGACUUUUUGUGCGAGUCCUUCGACCUCUGCACUGGCGGGGGCACCUGUGCCCUGGGCAAGACUCACUACUACACGGCCGAGUCGACCGACGUGCAGGACAACGCGACGUGCACACACUACUCCUUGGAUUACUAUUUCGACUACGACUACAAUUUUGGAAAAAAAGUAAAUAACCCGUCCAAAGUGCACGUUGUCAAAGGCAUCAGACCGGACAGUUGUGCGGCCCAAUGCUCCUCUGGUGACAUCCCUUGUAACACCUUCUACUACUGCCCGAGUAGCCAAGCCUGCCUUAUACCGGAUCCCACCGCUUCAACCUCCGGCUCCCAGUUGGGCCAUUGCGAUGUUUUUACACUGAAAAAAGGAAUCUUCACAAAGUCCUCACAGAACUCCAAGCAGCCGGCCACAGGUGGAAAUCCCCAAGGUCCCAAAACCAGCGCGAGUACUGGCAAUAACGGUUACUCUGGUGGCUCAAUGGCAGGAAUCGCCUUUGGAAUGAUAGCAUUGGGCAUGGCCUUGGCUGUGCUGGGUCUCUUUGUGGCUGCCCGUUUCCGAACACGCCCAAGCGCCGGCCCUGGUAUCAGUAACAUCACCUUCUCGAAGGACGAGCUCAAGGACUGAGCUGCCAAAUGCUUUGUUAUGUCAUAUUUUUCUAACGGUCGUUUUGUUUUUGUUGUUCUGAGGCCAUUGUGGGGAGUGAUUUGUGCGUGUUCCUUGUUGUUGUUUUUACGAGACGGGUCAGGAUAUCAUGUUGUGGGAGGGCUACAAUAAGAAACACACUGAUUUAUUUAUCCAAUAUAUUCUUUCUCCUCCUCCUCCUCCUCCUCCUCCUCCUCC